Drosophila pseudoobscura is the source of this 1001-nucleotide messenger RNA. RefSeq lists its product as uncharacterized. The record is from RefSeq and is a predicted model, not a curated record. Bases 190 to 684 code for a protein of 164 amino acids. The transcript is spliced from 2 exons. NCBI's taxonomy places the organism in Eukaryota, Metazoa, Arthropoda, Insecta, Diptera, Drosophilidae.
UCUUGCACCACUAAAUUGAAGCAGUGGGCAUAUCAAGCCACGGUGCCCGACUUCUACUAUAUAAAUACUCGCGAUAAAUUCCGCCAAGGCCACAUAUCCACGGUUCGUCGUUCAAAACUUCCACUUCUCCAUUUCCGCUCACCUGCUUUGCGACUCUGAUACGCGUUAUCGCAAAUCCAUCAGCCAACCAUGCCCACUGGUGAGAAGAAAUCUCGCAAGAAGUUUAAGCGGGUGAGUUCGCUGAGUUUAACCCAUCCACCCAGCUCCAACGGCUCAAUCGCUACGCCCACAUCUUCCCGUCCGGCCCCAACUGAGCGAGGUCCGACCACGUCCAGGGCUCACGCACCACAUGCCUUUGAGGCCUUGUUGCUCCCCUCGGUCGUCCCUCGCACGGUUCCGAGCACUAUGGCCCAAUCGGCCGCCAGUUCCGCACGGUCUAAGUUUGCCUUGGCUGCAAGCAGACUGACACGCUUCGACCAGAAGCUCAGCGCUCCAGAUGCUAGCACACCAACCCGCUCGCUCUCCCAAGUCCAUCGAGAUCAACUCCGAAGCCUGUGGGCGAACUGGCCGUUCAAGUGCCGACGUCCGGCGGUUGCCGUCUUCCUCCAUGUGACACUGAAGUUUUCAGUGGGGACUAUCAGCAGUGGCCCACGUUCCGAGACCUGUUCACCGCCAUAUAUAUAGAGAACCCGAGGUUGGCUCCAGUAGAAAAACUGUUCCACCUCAACAAAAAAACAAGCGGUGAGGCCCACGACAUAGUGGCACAGGCUCCACUCACGAAGGAAGGGUUCGCGUCCGCAUGGAGCGCCCUCCGUGAGCGUUUCCAGAACAAGAGGCUGAUACUCAAAGCCCAGCUGAAGAUCCUUUUCAGUCUGCCCCAAAUCCGCACCGAGUCAGCUGCAGCGCUAAAAGAGCUUCAGAGGGCCGUCCACAAGUGCCUUACGACACUCAACCUCUCCGAGGUCUCCACAGACAGCAUUUUCGCUGACGGAGUGUUAGUG